UACAGACAUCACAAAGGUUUCUUAGCAGCAGAAGUCUGUUUUUCAUAAGGCCUCCAGAGUUGAUGUUUGCCAAGAGCACUUCAUCUGCCUGCAAGUAAAGGAAACAACAAUAUUCACCACAAAAAAAGUUUCUUACCUUUAAUCAGAAAGAAAAAUUUGACUAUGGAAAAGAAGAAAGUGAGAAAAGAAGUUGAACAAUUACUGAGGGACUAUGUAGGACUUCGACUGAGAGAAAAUGCUUUUGACCCACAGGGUAAAGGAUAUACCUCUUCACUGGAUAACUUGGCCCACUAUGAUCUUGCCAUAAAUGCUGCACUUCUCUGGACAGACAAAACUGGAGAUAAAGAACUGGAUGAAAACACUGGAGAAACAAGGAAUUGCAUGAAAUCAAAAUAUCCAAAUCAAAUGGAAAGAGAAGCCAUGAUUCUUUCUACAUUUGCUGGCAUCAUACUGGAUAAUCUGUCAGUAGAAGAUGUUUUUACACUCUACAGAAAUAAACCAACAACAUUUUUGCUUAAGGUCAAAAAGAACAUGAUUGUUCAUCCUUUCAGUCUGUCAUCACAUCCUUUUGCAAUGCUAACUGCACCAAAUGCCUUGGAACAUGCGAGGAAACAUGGUAUGAAACUACAUUCAUUGAAGUCUGUGACAAAAUCUAAAAAUAAAGAACUGAACAAAGACCCAAACCAGUCAACUACAGAAGAAAAUAAUUCUGUAGAAGAAGCAAAUUAAAUGUUUGUGUUUAUGUCUUUUCACUCACAAUGCAAAAUCAAGUGUCCAGUCAUUUAGUUGGUCCAGUUUUUCAAAUUUAUUGCACAGAAGGCUCUAUGAAACAGGACUCUGUCUAGGAGUGGUUCACAAUUCUGAUCAGUUUUAGUUUGCAUAAAGAGCAAUGAAAUUAUUGUAUUUUUCAUUUGUCUUUGUAUGAUGCAGCAAGCACUAAUCAGAGACAUUGUGAAAGG
Molecule: messenger RNA, 959 nt
Organism: Erpetoichthys calabaricus (reedfish)
Lineage: Eukaryota; Metazoa; Chordata; Cladistia; Polypteriformes; Polypteridae
Exons: 8
Coding region: 163-729 (188 amino acids)
Source: RefSeq, a predicted model, not a curated record